CCCCUCCCCUCCAGCAUGGUGCUCGCGGCCCCGCUGCUGCUGGGCUUCCUGCUCCUCGCCCUGGAGCUGCGGCCCCGGGGGGAGGCGGCCGAGGGCCCCGCGGCGGCGGCGGCGGCGGCGGCGGCGGCGGCGGGGGCCGGGGGGGAGCGCUCGAGCCGGCCGGCCCCGUCCGUGGCGCCCGAGCCCGACGGCUGCCCCGUGUGCGUGUGGCGGCAGCACAGCCGCGAGCUGCGCCUGGAGAGCAUCAAGUCGCAGAUCUUGAGCAAACUGCGGCUCAAGGAGGCGCCCAACAUCAGCCGCGAGGUGGUGAAGCAGCUGCUGCCCAAGGCGCCGCCGCUGCAGCAGAUCCUGGACCUGCACGACUUCCAGGGCGACGCUCUGCAGCCCGAGGACUUCCUGGAGGAGGACGAGUACCACGCCACCACCGAGACUGUCAUUAGCAUGGCCCAGGAGACCGACCCUGCGGUGCAGACAGAUGGCAGCCCUCUCUGCUGCCAUUUCCACUUCAGCCCCAAGGUGAUGUUCACAAAGGUACUGAAGGCCCAGCUGUGGGUUUAUCUCCGGCCUGUGCCCCGUCCAGCCACAGUCUACCUGCAGAUCUUGCGACUGAAACCCCUAACUGGGGAAGGGACCGCAGGGGGAGGGGGCGGAGGCCGGCGUCACAUCCGUAUCCGCUCGCUCAAAAUUGACCUGCACUCACGCUCCGGCCACUGGCAAAGCAUCGACUUCAAGCAAGUACUACAUAGCUGGUUCCGCCAGCCACAGAGCAACUGGGGCAUCGAGAUCAACGCCUUUGAUCCCAGUGGCACAGACCUGGCUGUCACCUCCCUGGGGCCGGGAGCCGAGGGGCUGCAUCCUUUCAUGGAGCUUCGAGUCCUAGAGAACACAAAACGGUCCCGGCGGAACCUGGGCCUGGACUGCGAUGAGCACUCAAGUGAGUCCCGCUGCUGCCGAUACCCCCUCACUGUGGACUUUGAGGCUUUUGGCUGGGACUGGAUCAUCGCACCUAAACGCUACAAGGCCAACUACUGCUCCGGCCAGUGCGAGUACAUGUUCAUGCAAAAGUAUCCGCACACCCACUUGGUGCAACAGGCUAACCCAAGAGGCUCUGCUGGGCCCUGCUGUACCCCCACCAAGAUGUCCCCGAUCAACAUGCUCUACUUCAAUGACAAGCAGCAGAUUAUCUACGGCAAGAUCCCUGGCAUGGUGGUGGACCGCUGUGGCUGCUCCUAAGGGUUGCUCCCGUGUGGGAAGAAUAGUGCUGGAAUCUGAAACGCCCUUAUUUGCUAUCAAGUGAAAACUCUUCAAAACACACCACUUGCAUCCAAAAUCAGAAGAGAAACCUGUCCUCACUGACUAAACACAGGCACUGGAUAUUCAGAUUGAUCCAUGUACUUCACUUCCCUCAUUCUCCCACUCAAGACUUAAAGAGCAAGCCAACUAACUGACCGACGCCAAUAACUUCAGCAUACAUGAUCCUCACUCCUAUCUCCCAAUAACUGCCUUGUUUUUCUUUUCAGAAGUUUGGUGAUAAAAACAAGAAAGAGAACUGUGUAAAAGAGGAGAGAGGUCAUAUAAGAAGCACAGGGCAGGGCUUCCCUGGUGGCGCAGUGGUUGAGAGUCCGCCUGCCCAUGCAGGGGACAUGGGUUCGUGCCCCGGUCCAGGAAGAUCCCACAUGCCGCGGAGCAGCCGGGCCCGUGAGCCAUGGCUGCUGAGCCUGCGCGUCCGAAGCCUGUGCUCCGCAACGGGAGAGGCCGCAACAGUGAGAGGCCGGCGUACCGCAAAAAAAAAAAAACAAAAAACUACUAAAGAAGCACAGGGCAGAAAGCAUGAUAUAUAUUUAAUAAAGCCAAAUGCCCCCAUGAAUCACUAUCACUGUAUUUUCCAUCAUGGAAUAAGAUAGUUCCUAACUGAACCUUUCAGAAGACAUCUUCAACUUUUCAAAAUUCACUUUUCUUCUUGUUUCCCUUUCACAUUUGGCACAUCCUUGGACAAUAUAAAGAAAAUGAUACCUGCUGAAAGAAAAGACGGAGACAUUCCAGGUUGCCCCAAGAUACAAAUUACAUGUGUGAAAGUGCUUAGUACAUAGGAACUAUCAUAUAAGUAUUCAAUAAAUGUUAGCCAUUAUUUCUAUUGCUUCAUUCUGGUCCUUGAAACAAAGUCUGAGACCACCAACAGAAUUUUGAAACUAACAAUGCCAUUCAUUCUUCUUCUACACUACAAGUGAAGUCAUCAAAAGUUGUCAAGAAGCAGACAUUACCAAGGCAACAAGGAAAUUCCCUUCAGUUGCAAGGCAAAUGAUAUUUGGAAAGAGGAUCAGAUUUAAGGUUAAAGUGUAGCACAAUAGUAACUCAGCAAAACCACAGUCUUCUCCAUCAGGUACUAUUAACCACCUUCUCUUUCUGGGACCCUAAAAAAAAAAACUAUGCUGUCAGGCUUUAACUGAUAUCAACAUCCCUAAUAACAAUUAAUGACUACAAAAACAGAUAUCUAUAUAAGGUAAUGUCCAAGGGAACUGAGCAAGGAUCCGACCUCUAACUCUGUAGAUCAAAUUCCAGGUACUCUAAAGGCCCCUGAGGAAUUGGCUUCACUGAAUUACACAACAUCAGCUUCUAUCAACACUGUCAAUAACACUGAAACCAUAAAAUUAAACCAUUCAUCCACUAGUCAUUCAAAUAACCACUGAGAGCCUACUUUGGGUCAGGCACUGUUUUCUGGCAUUGGGAAUAGAGAGAUGAAUAAGACAAAAAUCUUUAACCUCACAGGGCUUAUGAAUUCACAACUGAAUGACUAUAAAGAUGUGUGCCAUUGUUCAUUACAUUACUGCAUAUUGAGGACUCAUGGGGAAAUUUUCUUUCUGAUUCCCAGACCCCAAAUAAUUAUGCUUUUGCUGAACAACUUGUUAGUUUUACCUUUUGAAAAUCACUGUAAACAGUACAAUUGUGUUUUCCUGU
Molecule: messenger RNA, 2955 nt
Organism: Globicephala melas (long-finned pilot whale)
Lineage: Eukaryota; Metazoa; Chordata; Mammalia; Artiodactyla; Delphinidae
Gene: GDF11
Product: growth differentiation factor 11
Cellular component (GO): extracellular region
Molecular function (GO): growth factor activity; cytokine activity
Source: RefSeq, a predicted model, not a curated record